Molecule: messenger RNA, 657 nt
Organism: Penicillium paradoxum
Lineage: Eukaryota; Fungi; Ascomycota; Eurotiomycetes; Eurotiales; Aspergillaceae
Product: DUF341 domain protein
Exons: 4
Coding region: 1-657 (218 amino acids)
Cellular component (GO): nucleus; cytoplasm
Source: RefSeq, a predicted model, not a curated record
AUGCGAAUUCUCUGUCUUCAUGGAAUGGGAACCAAUUCCCAGAUAUUCGAAGCCCAAACAGCCCUUCUGAGAGCCUCGGUCAUUGCCGAGCUGAAUACAGAAUGCGAAUUUGUUUUUGUCGAUGGCGAGAUUGAGACUGAGCCUCGGAACGGAGUGGAGAAGUAUUACGAUGGUCCCUUUCUCUCCUACUACGACUGGGACUCGGCAACAAGCCUCCGCAACGCCUAUCAGCUUAUCGACGAGCUCAUCGACGAACAGGGACCUUUUGAUGGCAUCAUGGGAUUUUCCCAGGGUGGAUCCCUAGCCACCUCCUUCCUGCUGUAUCACAUGGCAACGUGUCCUUCCGAGCCGGUCGAGCUGCUCUUUCGUUUCGCUAUCAUCAUCUGCAGUGGGAAUCCUUUCGACGCCCGCGGGCCUAAGACCCGGCGAUACCAUCCCAAUGAAGACAUGCGGCGUAUUCCCAUUCCCACCGCCCACAUUGUAGGCCGCAAAGACGAUGAGCACCCACGCCAGCUGUUGUUACAUCGUUUAUGCGACAAUCGCCGAGCCACAGUUUAUGACCAUGGAGGUGGCCAUGAGAUCCCACGGCAUCCUUCAGCGGUGAAGGGGAUGAGCGACGCAAUUUGCCGUGCAAUUGACCAGGCAUAUCUUUUGUGA